Molecule: messenger RNA, 1890 nt
Organism: Bufo bufo (common toad)
Lineage: Eukaryota; Metazoa; Chordata; Amphibia; Anura; Bufonidae
Gene: CTSB
Product: cathepsin B
Exons: 10
Coding region: 76-1080 (334 amino acids)
Biological process (GO): regulation of catalytic activity
Cellular component (GO): lysosome
Molecular function (GO): cysteine-type endopeptidase activity
Source: RefSeq, a predicted model, not a curated record
UUAUAUAGGGAGGGGGAGGCUGCUUCCUCCCUGCACAUCCUUCUGUCUGCUGCACUGGGGGGAAAUCCUGCGACAAUGUGGCACUCGCUCGCCCUCCUCUGUAUUUUGGCCUCUUUCGCCAGCUCCCGCAAUGUCCCUCAUUUCAAGCCUCUGUCCAGUGACAUGGUCAACUACAUUAACAAGUUAAAUACUACAUGGAAGGCCGGACAUAAUUUUCCAAAUGGUGACAUUAGUUAUGUGAAGAGACUCUGCGGAACAAUGCUUGGCGGCGGGAGUAAGAAGCUGCCGGUCAGGUAUUUCUUUGCUGAAAAGAUGGACCUGCCGGAGAACUUUGACUCCCGGGAAGCUUGGCCAAACUGUCCUACAAUCAAGGAGAUUAGAGACCAAGGUUCCUGUGGAUCCUGCUGGGCGUUUGGGGCAGUGGAGGCCAUCUCAGAUCGUGUCUGUGUGCACUCUAAUGGAAAGCUGAAUGUGGAGGUGUCUGCAGAAGAUCUUCUGUCUUGUUGCGGGAUUGAGUGUGGAAUGGGCUGUAAUGGAGGAUACCCAUCCGGGGCAUGGAGCUUCUGGACAGAGAAGGGUCUUGUAUCUGGGGGCCUGUAUGAUUCUCAUCUUGGCUGCAGACCAUACUCCAUCCCCCCAUGUGAGCACCACGUCAAUGGCUCCCGUCCGUCAUGUAAGGGGGAGGAAGGCGAUACUCCAAAAUGUAUGAAGAAGUGCGAGGAUGGCUACGCUCCCGACUACAGCAAAGACAAGCACUUUGGUUCUGAUUCCUACAGUGUCCCAAGUAGCCCACAAGAGAUCAUGGCGGAGAUCUACAAGAAUGGUCCAGUAGAGGGUGCUUUCUUGGUGUAUGAGGACUUUCCUACAUACAAGUCAGGAGUCUACCGCCACGUCACCGGUGAGGAGCUUGGAGGACACGCUAUUAAGAUCCUGGGAUGGGGUGUGGAGAACGGAACGCCAUACUGGCUGUGCGCCAACUCCUGGAAUAAUGACUGGGGUGAUAAAGGUUUCUUCAAAAUUCUUCGUGGAGAAGACCACUGCGGGAUAGAGUCUGAAGUUGUUGGAGGAAUUCCAAAAUAAUGUUCCAUCAAUAGGACACACGAAGAGUAGUUGAAGGCUUGUCUUAACGGAAAAAGUUUUAGCCAAAAAUGGAUUUUUUUUUUAAAAUCAGAUAUUACAUUAUUUUACUGAAUAUUUUCAAAGACUGGAUGGGGGUGUAGUUGGGAGAUGUCUGGAUCCAACCAUCUGGUGAAAUAAUGAUAGACUGCCUUUGUCUGGGGCUUGUGUAUUUGAAUAAAGCCAUGGACACAAAGACAAUUUAUAUCUCUAGAUUUCAGGUUUAGUGGAAAAAUAAUAAUCUGGCCUCAUGUAUCAAAGUGUUCAAAAACUGGUAGUAAAUGUGAAUAAGAUCAAAAUUCUGUACAGAUUUAAUAUUCUUAUUUGACUGAGACCCCUAUUUUUGCUACCCUAAGCCACCACUAGAGGGAGCUUCACAGAUUACUGCAUACUGUUUAUACAACAAACUUUAAUGGCAUGCAGUGAGCUGCCCCUAGUGGUGCCUGCAGGAAAGCAGAAUUCUAUCAUUUUUACUUUAUAUAUAGGGAUUCUGGAGGUCUAUAUCACAAAAUAUGCAAUCUGAUGUUAAAUCUGUCCAGAACUUUGGACCUAAAAUGACCUUGUGUGGACGUUCACUUUAAGGGGCUCAUGUCAACCCAUUGAACUUGAGUUUUCAUUUUCCAAAAAGCGAUUGAACAAUAAAAGCAGAGCUCUGAUUGGUUCCUCUGGGCAAUAAUCACUCACUACCCCUAAGAGCAGGAUAUUAUGGACAACCAGGUACUUUUAUAGCCUUGAUACAUGAAACCAGAAUAAAGUUGCUGCUGGAAAGUUUUU